This is a messenger RNA of Theobroma cacao (cacao), 776 nucleotides long. Lineage: Eukaryota; Viridiplantae; Streptophyta; Magnoliopsida; Malvales; Malvaceae. The record is from RefSeq and is a predicted model, not a curated record.
GUUAAUUAUACGUAAAGAUAUAAAGAUGAGCCGCAGAAAUGGUCCCAAGCUUGAGUUGAAGCUGAACCUAUCACCACCAAGGCUUAAUCCAAGAGUGGAAUCACCAAGCCGAUCAGCAACCGUGUCACCGACAUCUCCUCCAAGCUCAUGCGUGUCAUCAGAGAUGAACCAGGACGUUGACGCUAGCGUCAGAUACUCGAGCAGCCCUGAGGCAACAUCCAUGGUUCUUGUAGGGUGCCCAAGGUGCCUGAUGUACGUGAUGCUUUCAGAGGAUGACCCAAAGUGCCCCAAAUGCAAGAGCACCGUUCUGCUUGAUUUCCUCCAUGAUACUGCUACCACUACCACCAUCAAGACAAGAAAGAGCUAGACUAGGAUCCCCCACCCCCACCCCUGCGCUAAUUUUAAUGUUGCCUUUUAGGACUUCUAUGUUAUAGCUCCCUUUGCCUAAAUUUUACCCUUUUAUCUUCCUCAGAUAGCGCUGCUUGCGCUCCACUUUUUCUUAAUUUUUUUUUUCUAUAAACUCCUUGCAGAGCAAAAAUUAGUGAUCUAAAACGUGGAGCACGAUUAGCCCUGGUCUUUUGUUUUUGUGGGUUCCUAAUCAUAGAACAUAGAAUAUGGGCGUUUAUGGUAGUGGGUGUCUCUGUUUUGGUCUGGUUUUGGGUUUCUUCCCUCUUUAGCAGAGGACUAUGUAAACUGGUUUAACUGUAACUGCCCAAAUUUUCUCAUGAAAAAGAAAAAAUAUAUAUAUAUGCUCGGCAAAAGUAGUUGAGUUUUUU